AUGGAGCAUGAAGAAAGCCCAGAGGCCCUAAUCCCACUCUUCAAGCUUGAACGCGUCUUAAAUCAGGAUCAGAAUGGAAAGCGCGGGGGACCAGCUUUAUGUCUUGCCGAGCGUGCAGCCUUUCCAAGUGAUGAGGAAGCCCUUACUGAGUUCCACUCCGCUCUCGUCAAUGUCAAGAAUCUUGGCAAUAAUGACAUUUAUCGAUGGUACAUGGCGUCUUCGCGAACCACAGAAACCUCACCGCCAGAAUUAAAACUGAAUCUUAUCUACCCAUGUACUGAGAAGCAUAUCAAGAAGUACUCCCCCCAAGAAGUUCGUAUGGUGACCGAGACCCCCGAUAUCUACAAAAACCUUGUGAGGCCUUACAUGCAGCGCAUGCGGGAGGAAGGCCGUUUGAAUUGGGUGUUCAAUAUUCUCGAAGGACGUGCUGAGCAGGACGAUAUUCUGCUUCGCGCAAAGGGGCAAUCUGCAGAUGGCCAGGACGAAGAAUUUCUGCUGAUGCCAGAUCUGAACUGGGAUCGCAAGACCCUUUCAAGCCUCCAUCUUCUCGCCUUUCCGACUAGGAGGGACAUCUGGAGCUUACGCGAUCUGAAGAAGAGUAACAUCAUUUGGCUAAAGGAGAUGAAGGAGAAGAUCUUGGAUGCCACAGCGAAGCUUUACAAGACGAUUGAGAGGGACCAGAUCAAGCUUUACGUUCAUUAUCAGCCAACUUAUUACCAUUUCCACAUCCAUGUCGUACACGUGAUGUGCGAAGCGACUGCUACUCAGGCUGUCGGCAAAGCUUUUGGCCUGGAGAACAUCAUAAGCCAGCUGGAAUGUAUGGCCGGAGGACCCGACGCGAGCAUGGCCGAAGCAACUCUCACCUACCACUUAGGCACUUCAACGGACUUGUGGACCGAAGUCUUCUCACCUCUCAAAGAAAGUACAAAAGACUGA
Bacidia gigantensis is the source of this 936-nucleotide messenger RNA. RefSeq lists its product as uncharacterized. NCBI's taxonomy places the organism in Eukaryota, Fungi, Ascomycota, Lecanoromycetes, Lecanorales, Ramalinaceae. The record is from RefSeq and is a predicted model, not a curated record. Gene Ontology annotation, biological process: deadenylation-dependent decapping of nuclear-transcribed mRNA. Gene Ontology annotation, molecular function: hydrolase activity; RNA 7-methylguanosine cap binding. The transcript has 3 exons. Gene Ontology annotation, cellular component: P-body; nucleus. The coding region runs from base 1 to 936 and encodes 311 amino acids.